CUCCCUCCCUUCAUCUCUCUCGCUCUCUGUCCGAGUGCCCUGACUCCUCCUCCAGCUCCAGCCUGGUGUCCUGUCAGCCAGCACUGCUCCUCUCCAUCAGACUUGUGUCUCAUCUAAACUCCAUCAUCUGUGAGUGUUACUCCUCAGCCACAGAGACCGCCGGCCUUUCACCUCACCGCAGAAUGCCUUUUGGAGGAGGAAACAAGUGCGGCUGCUGCCAGAAAACUGUCUACUUUGCUGAGGAAGUGCAAUGUGAGGGGAAGAGCUGGCACAAAUCCUGUUUUCUGUGCAUGGUCUGCAAGAAGAACCUGGACAGCACAACAGUGGCUGUCCAUGUGGAUGAGAUCUACUGCAAAUCAUGCUAUGGCAAGAAAUAUGGUCCAAAAGGCUAUGGUUUUGGUGGUGGAGCCGGCACUCUGAGCAUGGAUACAGGAGAAGGACUUGGAAUCAAGCCUGAAGCACAAGCACCCCAUCGCCCUACAAAUAACCCAAACGCCUCCAAGUUUGCCCAAAAAGUGGGAGGUUCGGAUGUGUGUCCACGAUGUGGCAAAGCAGUGUAUGCAGCAGAGAAGGUUAUUGGGGGUGGCAAUUCAUGGCAUAAAGGCUGCUUUCGCUGUGCUAAGUGUGGCAAGGGACUGGAGUCCACAACUCUCGCUGACAAGGAUGGAGAGAUCUACUGUAAAGGAUGCUAUGCAAAGAACUUUGGCCCCAAGGGCUUUGGGUUUGGUCAGGGUGCAGGAGCUCUGGCACACUCCCAGUAAAGCCUCAGGCCACCUGGGACUGACAUUUGCGCACUGAUACCAUCGGUUCCAGGACCCAUCAGUCAAUACCUAGCCUGCUCUCCCCUGUCCUUCUAGCUGAAGGCAGCGAGGCAUAAGCAUGCAGCUCACAGCUUUUUGUAGGUGUUCACCAAACAGACUUCACUCCAUAUAUUGCUUUAGAAUCUGGUAUGUUAGGUUUUAACGUUUAUGUGGUUAAAAUGCAUGUAAACCUUAAGACACACUAAUGGAACGCUGUGUUUCGAGCCACAUUUACUAAAUGUAUUUAUACUGAAUAGAUAACAGCCUUGUAAGUUGGCUUCAUUUUGAGAGCAAGUGAAUAAAAACAUAGUGAGUCAUACAAUGUGGCUCACACCCUGCGCUAACAUAACUCAAGUCUGGCAAAUGUUGAGUUUAAUUAAGGUCAGAAUCAGUCAGAGGCCAUGUGUGAGAACAAACUGAGAUCAUCAUGGUUCAUCAGUGACAGCUGUGAAAUACUGCCAAGGGAGGUUAUCUAUUGUUCACAUCAUACUUGAAAUGUUCAGAUGUUGUACAUAUUGUCUUACAACGUGCAUUAGAGUUGAGGCACCUAAUAAACAUCAGCCAAAAACAUUA
Messenger RNA from Myripristis murdjan (pinecone soldierfish), 1373 nucleotides. It is a transcript of the gene csrp1b, whose product is annotated as cysteine and glycine-rich protein 1b. Gene Ontology annotation, cellular component: Z disc; nucleus; cytoplasm. Bases 183 to 761 code for a protein of 192 amino acids. The record is from RefSeq and is a predicted model, not a curated record. Gene Ontology annotation, molecular function: structural constituent of muscle; actinin binding. Gene Ontology annotation, biological process: muscle tissue development; sarcomere organization. NCBI's taxonomy places the organism in Eukaryota, Metazoa, Chordata, Actinopteri, Holocentriformes, Holocentridae. The transcript has 6 exons.